Molecule: messenger RNA, 1232 nt
Organism: Delphinapterus leucas (beluga whale)
Lineage: Eukaryota; Metazoa; Chordata; Mammalia; Artiodactyla; Monodontidae
Source: RefSeq, a predicted model, not a curated record
AUGUCAAGCAACUUGCCCAAGGUCACCCAGAUAGAGAAUGGUACCCGCCUUGCUUUAUCAUAUCCGUCUUGGAUCUGCCAGGAGCCGGGCACCCCACUGUAUGCAGAUGAGAUGGACCAGAAUAGUCCCCGCCUCCUCAGCUCAACUUUUCAAAAUCAGAGACUUUUACUACUUUGGGGUUCUCCCAAGCACAAAUGCCGAGAGUUUACCACACCUCGAGGGCGGAGAGCCACCAGGCUUGGUUUCCGAUGCCGCCUGUCGAACUUUCGAGAUGUUGAGAGGUUGGCGAACACUAAUAACGGGACGCCGGUAGCCGGGCGAGGAGGACGGCGCGGGGCAGAGCCGAGGAAAGGAGGGGCCGUUCCCGCGGGCUCCAGCUGGAGCUACCUGGAGAACUGCUUAAGCCAAGUAGAUUUGCCUGGGGAGAGCCUAUGGGGCGGGGAAGCGAGUGACCGGCCCCAGCCACGGACGCUGGACAUGGGCCUGGGCCCUGGGCUGAUGCAGAAGUUCAGCUGCCUGGGCACCGCCGACAAGGACGUGCUCAUCUCCGAGUUCCAGCGGUUGCUCGGCUUCCAGCUCAACCCGGCCGGCUGCGCCUUCUUCCUGGACAUGACCAGCUGGAACCUACAAGGAGCAAUUGGCGCCUAGUAUGACUUUGAGAGCCCAAACAUCAGUGUGCCGUCUGUGUCCUUUGUUGAUGUCACCAUAGGAGAACGGGAGUCGAUAUCCCCUUAUGCUCAAUAUAUAAAAACAUGGCGGAUCCAAAAUUCAGAUGUCAUCUGGGUCAUUCUCAGUGUGGAGGCGGGUGGACUUCUAGGAGUAGCACAGCAGCUGUCAUCUUUUGAAACGGAGUCCCACACACAGCCACAUCGCAAGGUAGAAGGAAGCUUCACCCCGUUUGCUUCUCCCCAAAAGAAACGACAGUCAGAUGAAAACAAAGACCCUGGGGGUUCCGGGUUCGACUCGAUCAGCAAAAACACAUGAGGUCCCGCGCCUGACCAAACCGAGCAAGAUGAGAGUAGACUCUCCCAGAACUCUGUAGAUCUGUCCCCCAGCAGUCACGCAAACAACUUAUCAGUCGUGACUUACAGUAAGGGGCUCCGCGGGCCUUACCCCUUCAGUCAGUCUUAAACGGGUGUCACCAAGAAGAAAAAUUAACGAAAGACACAAGGCUUGACUCUGGAAGGGGAGGGCAAGGGGUUCCUCUGGAUUGCAGACCACAUCACAGGGAC